Messenger RNA from Drechmeria coniospora, 2415 nucleotides. RefSeq names its product heterokaryon incompatibility protein Het-C. Bases 1 to 2415 code for a protein of 804 amino acids. The transcript has 6 exons. NCBI's taxonomy places the organism in Eukaryota, Fungi, Ascomycota, Sordariomycetes, Hypocreales, Ophiocordycipitaceae. The record is from RefSeq and is a predicted model, not a curated record.
AUGGCCGUCGUGGGCAAGGCUAGGACUAGCGGCCCUUUGCUGAGACGGGAUGCCCACACCUCCUACGCAUCGACGACCAGCCCUCAAGGGGAGGUGGCACCUACCGUCGAGCUAGCUUCGCCCCUCGACCUUGGGGCGGAUCACCCUAUAAUGCAAAAAGUCUGGGUGCUCGCAUCCGCCUCAUGCGUCGCACCCGUGAACACGGCACCUGCACCGCACCACCCUCGACGGCCCCGGCCGGGCCACGGGGACCAGGGAGGCGAGAAACCAGCAUGGCGAGCAAGACGAACCGCUCGAGGGGCCUUCGUGUCAUGCACACGUGCGUACCUUGUUGCCCUUUCCGCCGCGGUACCGCAUGUCGGUACCGUGCCCGUUGCCCGAGUCGCUUCGGCUUCUACGGGGAGCAUCGGCGUAUAUAUGGAUGGCCCCCGGCCUCCCCCCGUCACCGUCCCAUCCCGAUCCCCCGCUCCAUCACCGAUCCGUUCACGACGCAACGCUUGGCUGGUGCUUGCCCGGAGCGCCGAGUACGUCGACAUGCUCUCCCGCCUUCACCUUCCCGGUCUCUUCCUCGCCUUGGCCGUCCCGACCGCCCUCGUCGGCCAGGCCGAUGCCUUUGGCGCCGGCAACGUGGCCUCCAUCUCCAAGGUCGAGGGCAAGAACUGGCGACACGGUGACAUCGAAGAUGUGCUCCUGACCUUGGACAAGGCCCAGGCCUUUGGCGGCGGCGCCUUUUCCCCCACGGAUGUGGCCCACGUCUACUUUGGCAACUGGCUGCGCGACUACUCCCAGGCCAUCGACGUCAGCACCCUCAAGUCCGUGCCCAUCGAUGCCACGGGCCUGCUCAUCAGCAUCGUCGGCUUCUUCACCUUCGGCUACGGCACCGGAGACUUUGAGGUCACCGCCAGCCGUCUCGGCGUCUACCGGCCGGAGGAGCACAUUGACAACCCCAAGAACUACAACAACAAUGAAAACGCCCGCCAGUACGACAAACGACUGCGAGGCCGCGUCAGGGACGAGGAGCUCGCCGUGGACCCGAACUCGGGCAUGAAGAACUACAUCGCCAACGAUGAUCCGCAGCUUAAAAUCAUGACCUCGUCCAAGUUCGUCAGGAGAGAAUUCCAAAAGUUCAUCUGGCUCGGCCGCGAGUACAAGAAACAUCGCAGAUCCAGGGACCUCACCGAGGCCCUGCGCCUCCUGGGCGGUGGCCUCCACUGCCUCGAAGACUUCUUCGCCCACAGCAACUACGUCGAGCUUGCCUUGCUGGAGCUGGGCCAGGGCAACGUCUUCCCCCACGUCGGCACCAACACGCGCAUGCCGGUCAAGGGCACCAACAGGGACGUCUUCCCCCUUGUCACCGGCACCUUUGGUGCCACCGACUUUCUGCACUCGGUCCUCGGCGAAGUCCACGACUCGGUCGUCCAGAACGAGGUCGACGAGCUGGAGGGUGUCCUUCGAAACUUCACCAACACCAACACCGGCCUGCUCCGCUCCCUCUUCAGCCUCAUCCCCUUCGGCGUCCUCCAAGGCAAUCCCGGCGUGACCAUCGACCACCUGCAGAACGACGCCAAGCAGAACAUCGCACCCGUCUCCCCCAGCAACACGGGACUGUUCACGACGUACAUCCGUAACGUCAUCAUGCACGUCAUGCCCGGCAUCAAGUUUCACGACGACGUCGUCAUGGCCAUCUCGCAGACCGUCCACGGCAUCCCGAUACUGCCACGGGUCGUUCAGCAGCUCCAGGAGCAGAUAUCCAAAUUCGUCUUCUCCGUCAUCGCCCCCGUCGUCGUCCCCCUCAUCCAUCAGGUUCGCGGCGGGCUUCAGGGCGGCGCCCACGGCGUGAUCCAGAGCAGCUCGGCCGAGCAGUUUGUCGUCCUCGACGAUCCGCGCAGCCACGACCCGACCCACUCGAUGAUCGCCAAGGAUCACUUCUCCAACAUAUUGAACGGCAUUUCCGGCGAGCUUGCCGCGAUAUCCGUGAAGCGGAUUGUGCCCCAGCUCAUGCAUGCCGUCGACGACGAAUCCGUCGAUGUCGACGCUCUCCUGACCCGCAUCAUCCACGGCGUCCUGCACCACCCGGCCCAGAGGAACAUGGGACACGCCGAGGUUACGGCGGCUCGCAUGGAAACCUACAGGCACGUCAAGCAGUGGUGGUCAGGUUUCGGUAGACGCGUGAAGAACGACUACCUCCGCAGGCUAUCGAUCAACGGCAUCCGCCAUGGCUGGAAUCACAUCCAUGGUGUCCAAGACUCUUCGGGUCGGCUGCCGAUGAAUGUUCUCUUCCGCAAGAAAAGGACCUUUGGAGAGAGGAUUGCCGACUGGGCUGCGUCUGCCAUUUUCGGUGGCAUGAAGACGAUUUUCCUCGCCAUCAUCAACAAAAUCAAGGCCUCGCUGCCGAAAUGGCUCCGUCCGUCAUGA